Messenger RNA from Lactuca sativa (garden lettuce), 1137 nucleotides. The record is from RefSeq and is a predicted model, not a curated record. NCBI's taxonomy places the organism in Eukaryota, Viridiplantae, Streptophyta, Magnoliopsida, Asterales, Asteraceae.
AUGCCUAAACGACCCAUUUGCAGAAAAAAAUACACGGUUGCACCACCACCACCGCCUCCCAGAGGAUUGGCUCACAUCCACAAUGGAAACAAUGGAGGCGUAAAUGGUCAAGGAACAGGAAACUCCAACCAUGGAAUGAGUCAAGGGCCUACAAAAGUCUGCACUUACAAAGAUUUCUCUAAUGCAAAACCCCUAACAUUCAACGAAACCAGUGAGGUGAUAAAUUUAAAGCACUGGAUCGAGAAGAUCGAGUCAGUCUUCGAGAUAUGUGAAUGCCUUGAGGAGAGUAGAGUAAAGUUCGUGGAUUGGAUGUUUGUCAAUCGAGCAUUGUCACAGUGGAACGGCUAUGUUGAGGCCUUAAGACUUCCAGUAGCAAAUGCCAUGCUGUGGGAGGAACUCAAGGAGAUGAUGUUGGCUGAAUACUGUCCCCGUGGGGAAAUACAGAAGUUGGAACAGGAAUUAUGGAAUAUUACAGUGCAAAACUCUGAUAUUGAAGCAUAUAUCGCUAGGUUCAGCGAACUAGCACUUCUGUGUCUGGGAAUGAUCACCUCAGAGGGAAAGAAGAUUGAACGUUUCAUUUGGGGGUUAACUCCCCUAAUUCAAGGGAACAUGAUUACUGCAAACCCUAAAACUUUUGAUAAUGCAAAACAUCUAGCUCAUAAGCUCUAUGAUCAUGGAAACAAGAAAGGUACCAAAACUACUGAGACUGAAGCCAAUAAGGAAGAAAGUAACAAGAAGAAUUCGGGAAGUAAAAGGAAAAGAGGACAAUCUUCAGGAUCUUCCAAGAAACCGCAAAUUGUAGCAGUCCAUGCUGCUACUGCUCAAACCACACCAACCCCAUCCGCUCCAACCCCAAUCACACCAAAUCCUACCAACCCUUACGCCAGAACCUUACCGAAAUGUAACAAAUGCAACUUCCACCACAAUGGCGAGUGCCGAGAAAUGCAGUGUACCAACUGCAACCACAACGGGCAUACUGCCCGGUACUGUAGGACUAAGCCUCAACCAAACAAACAGCCUAACAACAACAAUGUCAGGCCAGUUAUACCUGCUAUGGAUGUGGAGAAACUGGUCAUUUUAUGCAAAACUACCCCAAGGCCAACACUCAAGGUGCAGGAGGAUCAGGUAGAGUUCUGA